CUUUUUCUUCUUCUAAAAAGAUUAACAUUAGAACUCAUAGAGAUUAGAGAUUAGAGAUUAGAGAUUAGAGAUUAGAGAGACUUCCUUCCUCCCUAGUUCUUUGUCAAUUUGUUGUCAUAUUACUCGUUUUUCCUCAACAAAGAACUACUUUUUUGCCCUUUUUUCUGAACAUACUUUUUUGGUGAUCACCCACAUAAAAAAUUCAUUAGAAAGUGGCACAUAACAGAAGUCAUAACUUCACUUCACUGUCUUUUUCUCUUGUUUUUUCUGUGCGUGUGUGUGUAAAACAGUAAAAGACUUGGUCUUUUUCUGCAUCUAUUUGUGUGAAUUGUGAUGGUGUCGACUAUAGAUGAGCAAGUUCCAGCAUCAUCAACACCAAUUACCCUCUCCGCCAUUGUUGUCAAUUCAGAUACUAACGGUCACGUCCCUCCUAUAACCCACUUUCAUAAGUCGAGUCAAUGGCAUACAUUGUUCCUUGCAUACAAGACAUUAGGAGUGGUCUUUGGAGGACUAGUGACAUCCCCACUUUAUGUUUUUCCUUCGAUGCACUUGAAGUCUCCCACAGAAGAAGACUACUUGGGAAUUUUUAGCAUUAUGUUUUGGACUCUUAGUCUCAUUGGGGUUGUCAAAUAUGCAGGAAUUGCACUGAGAGCUGACGAUCAAGGGGAAGGUGGGACAUUUGCUCUGUAUUCAUUACUUUGUAGGCAUAUGAAAAUUGGAAUUCUUUCUACGAGAGAUGCAGAUUCUACUCGUUAUGAGCACCAAGAACAGCAGGUUAAGGUUGGCAAAAUUUUUGAAAAAAGUGUGGUGGCUAGAAGGAUAUUACUGUUUAUCUCAAUUCUGGGCAUGUGCAUGUUGAUUGGUGAUGGGAUACUUACUCCUGCUAUCUCAGUGUUGUCUGCGAUUGAUGGCAUAAGAGCCCCAUUUCCUGAAGUUGGCAAAUCUGCAGUUGAAGCUCUUUCGGCCACAAUUCUCAUACUUUUGUUUCUACUACAAAAGUUUGGUACUUCACGAGUGAGCUUUAUUUUUUCCCCCAUAAUGGUUAUGUGGACGUUGUCUACACCAUUGGUUGGGAUUUACAGCAUCAUUAAGAACUACCCAGCCAUAUUCAAGGCUUUAUCCCCGCAAUACAUUGUCACAUUCUUCUUGAGAAAUGGGAAGGAAGGUUGGCUGUCUCUCGGAGGCACAAUUCUCUGUAUUACAGGUUCUGAAGCCUUGUUUGCUGAUCUAGGUCAUUUUAGCAGAAGUUCUAUCCAGAUUGCAUUUCUAUUCAUGAUAUACCCGUCCCUGGUAUUCACUUAUGCGGGGCAGACAGCUUAUCUCAUCAGACAUCCUUAUGACCAUGAGGAUGGAUUCUAUAAGUUCAUACCAACUGAAGUUUAUUGGCCUAUGUUCAUUGUCUCCACGCUUGCCGCUGUUGUUGCCAGUCAAUCAUUGAUAUCAGCCACCUUUUCACUUGUCAAGCAAUCAGUUGUUCUGGAUUAUUUUCCUCGGGUUAAGGUGGUGCACACUUCCUCUAGCAAAGAAGGCGAGGUUUACUCCCCAGAAAUCAACUAUAUCCUCAUGAUUCUAUGUGUGGCUGUCAUACUGAUCUUUGGCGAUGGAAAAGACAUUGGAAAUGCCUUUGGUGUUGUUGUCAGUCUGGUCAUGCUUAUCACUACCAUACUUCUGUCUCUAGUCAUGAUUGUAAUCUGGAGAACAUCACCCAUAUUAGUGUUUCUUUUUUGUUGUACAUUUAUAACAAUGGAAGGCAUAUAUGUCAGUGCUGUAUUAACCAAAAUUCCAGAGGGUGGAUGGAUCCCUUUCGCGAUUUCUUUCAUCCUUGCAUUCAUCAUGUUCGGUUGGUACUAUGGACGGCAAAGAAAGAUGGACUACGAGUUGACACACAAGAUAGACAUUGACAGACUCCGCAUACUGUUAUCUGACCCUGGUGUCCAAAGGGUUCCUGGAAUCUGCUUCUUUUACACCAACAUUCAGGACGGCCUAACACCCGUCCUUGGACAUUACAUAAAGAAUAUGAAAUCACUCCACAAGGUCACGGUUUUCAUGACCCUUCGCUACUUAUUGGUCCCGAAGGUUGCACCACACGAGAGAAUUCUAAUCACCAAACUCGGCCUGAAAGGGAUAUAUGGGUGCGUAAUCCAAUAUGGUUAUGCAGAUUCACUACAUCUAGAAGGUGGAAACCUUGUGAAUCAAGUAACCACGUGUUUGCAGGAUCAUAUAACACAUCACUCGGGGAGUUCGCCAUCUGAUCAAAUGGGUACCCAAGAGGAACUUUUGAACUUGGAGGAAGCUAAGAAUGUCGGUGUCGUUCAUGUUCGAGGAAAAACAAGGUUUCACAUAGGUCAGAAUUGUGGCUGGUUUGACAAAACUAUGCUUGCAUUUUAUGAAAUCAUGCACAGCAACUGUCGGUCUUCUCUACCUGCUUUAGGUGUGCCACUUACUCAGCGUAUGGAAGUCGGUAUGCUUUAUGAGGCUUGAUAUCAUAAGCAGAAGAUACAGUUUUGUUCCUACCUUUUCAUAUAGGAGCAGUAUACAAAAAACAUUACUGCAAAAGUUGAAUACAUAAAUUGGAAAGCAAAUUUGAGUACAUGGUGUAUUAUAGGAUUAUGCUUCAGGUGAAAUGUAAUUGAUCUAAUCCAGCUAACUGAGCCAUCAAGAUCACCCCAAUUUGGUGGCAUUUAUGUGUAUCCUAGCCAUCUCACUGGUCAUGUAAUUGAUCUAGAUAGUUAGUUAUUCAAGAGUAAGCUGAAUGACAAUUUUGUCCCUGUAGUAAAGAAAAUCUAACUUUUUGCUCUCUAUUUACCCUUGU
Beta vulgaris subsp. vulgaris (sugar beet) is the source of this 2812-nucleotide messenger RNA. Its product is annotated as probable potassium transporter 17. NCBI's taxonomy places the organism in Eukaryota, Viridiplantae, Streptophyta, Magnoliopsida, Caryophyllales, Amaranthaceae. Gene Ontology annotation, cellular component: membrane. Gene Ontology annotation, biological process: potassium ion transmembrane transport. Gene Ontology annotation, molecular function: potassium ion transmembrane transporter activity. The coding region runs from base 334 to 2481 and encodes 715 amino acids. The transcript is spliced from 8 exons. The record is from RefSeq and is a predicted model, not a curated record.